Molecule: messenger RNA, 2599 nt
Organism: Tarenaya hassleriana
Lineage: Eukaryota; Viridiplantae; Streptophyta; Magnoliopsida; Brassicales; Cleomaceae
Product: H/ACA ribonucleoprotein complex non-core subunit NAF1
Exons: 3
Coding region: 168-2405 (745 amino acids)
Biological process (GO): box H/ACA snoRNP assembly; pseudouridine synthesis; ribosome biogenesis
Cellular component (GO): sno(s)RNA-containing ribonucleoprotein complex
Molecular function (GO): RNA binding
Source: RefSeq, a predicted model, not a curated record
UUCAGCAACAUUUCGGUCUGUCGUUAAACCCCAACGCGUCACCGAACCCUCGCGCUUGUUCCAAGCAAUUCCUAUAUAAGUUCGUCGCCGCCAUUAAUCUGCAGAAGUCAUGUUCUUUCGCUUUCCUUCGUUGUUUCCUCUUAGCGAUCUCGUUUCCCUCUUGGGCCAUGGUGGGGUUUCCUUCUAAAGCCGUCAAAACCGUCGAAGAAGAGCGAGCAGAGGAGAUCGAUCAGGAUCCCAAGGUAAAAUCUUUCAAGGACCCUCUUGAUUUGUCCUUCGCCGAUUCGUUCCUGGACUUUGAUUCCAUUAACUGGUUGGGGAGUAAUCUGGAAUUAGACAAGUUCGGAUUAGAGGAUAACGAGUUUGAAUUUUUCGAGGACGGAAUGGAGAUGGUUGAAGAAGGGGAUGGCAAAGAAACUUGUGUGGACAACCAGAAUUCGGUUUUGUCUGAAUCGAUUGAAAUGAAGUCUGAACUACUUUCGGGUGAUACUUCUGAGGGAAUCGCAGUGAGCUCUGCAUCGGUUAUUCCCGAUGAGUCUAGGGCGAGGGAAGAUGGGCAAGGUCUAGUUGUGUUUAAUGAGUUUGAGAUUAUUGAAUCUGUGCCUGUUGCUUCACCCACUGUGAAUGUGGAUGAAGCUAAGUUGGAUAAAACAGAGGAGGGCUUGGCAUGUUCUAUUGAAGAAGGGUUUGAGAAGGUUAGCUUGGCUGUGGAUGAUGAUCAGAAGAGUGACGAGGCUAAGAAUGAAACCAAUUCUUCUGAGUCUGAGAUUGAAGCCUCGAGCUCUUCCUCGAGCAGCAGCAAGAGUAGUACCAGCAGCAGCUGUGAAGAGGAGAGCGACGGCGACGAGGAGAAGAAGAAAGGAGAUCCUGAAGCAAGGAUAAUCUUGAGAAAAGAGGUCGAUGUGGCUGGUGGUGAACUCGAAGAAGGUGAGAUAAAGAGUGUAGAUGGAGAAGAGGAUGAUGGUGAGAUGGAUGAUGAUGAUGAUGAUGACGAUGAUGACGAUGUUGAAGGUGGGAAUGAUGAUGCGAAUGCCAUGACUGCUUGGAGUGAUGAUGAGGAUGAAGAAAUCCUUGGUACACAGACAAAACAACCCAUACGGUCAAAGAAUGAGCUCAUGGAACUUCCCCCAGUACCAGCUGUGAAUGCUACUCUGGAACCGCAUCAUGCUAUGCUGCCUGUUGGAGUUGUUCUUUCGGUUUUAGGCACACAAGUCAUAGUUGAGGGCGUGGAAAAGCAUAAUCCGCUAAGCGAAGGUUCUAUUCUUUGGAUAACUGGAAGGAAAGCCCCACUGGGUAUGGUGGAUGAGAUCUUUGGACCAGUUAAGAAUCCUUACUACAUUGUGAGAUUCAAUUCAGAGAGCGAAGUGCCUGAAGGGAUUAAUCAGGGAACUCCAGUCUCGUUUGUUGCUGAGUUUGCAAAUCAUGUUCUCAACGACAAGAACCUGUACAAGAAAGGCUAUGAUGCAUCUGGUGAGAAUGAUGAGGAGAUGCCAGAGGAGGUUGAGUUCUCGGAUGAUGAGAAAGAAGCUGAGUACAGAAGAAUGCAGAAGAUGGUAAAGAGAGGGAUGAAUGAACAGAAACCCGGUAACACCAAGACCAGCAAGAAGAAGAAAAAUCGGGAUCCGGGAAGGCACAUGAACAGAUACUCGCCUCAUCAAAUGGAGAACCAGCCUAUGCAGCAGACUGUCAUGCCUAAUAUGCUGUCCUUUAAUCAUUCUGACUCUCCGAUCUCUUCUAUGGUUGCACUAAAUGGUGCUGGAAUGGGCAACUUAGCUCCUCACCUUCAGCCACAGCCACAGCCACAGAUGGGAGGGUUUGCCAUGGAUAACUUGGGAAAUAGAACCAUGGCUCCACCCGGGUUUCUCCCAAAGGGUUCAGCCUGGAACUCCCAGGCUAAUCAGCAGAAUCAGUAUCAGCCUCCAUUACCUAACCAGAUGGCGAUGCCGAAUCUAGUCCAGAUGCAUCAGAUGCCCUUGAUCCCAAUGCAAAAUCAAAUUCCUACGUCGAGCCAAAUGAUUUUCCAGCAGCAGCAACUGAGUUCUGGGCAGAUGACAAUCCCGAACAUGGUUGGUCAAGGUGGGCAAGGGGGCUUAAACUUGUUUGCAGGGCCACCAGGUUCAGGGCCAUGGCUAAGUCAGAACCUUCUCAACCAAGCUUUUGGGAUAGGUCUCAAUUGCCAGCCGGGCGGUUUUCAGGGGACGUUCCAAAGUGCAGCACAAGCUCAACCCCUCUUGAAUCCAUUCCUUUCUCCAGGCUUUCAGCCACAGCCACAGCAGCAGAGGCCGCAUUCUCAUGGAUUUCAGCUGGGAGGCUCUUCAAUGCAGCAGGGAAGGAAGCCACCUCAACGUGGAGGAGGUCGGUUUGGACGUGGCAGAGGAGGGAGGCAUCAUCAUCAGUCUGGGUGAAACACUGUUUUCUGUAUCCAAACACUGUUUUCUGUAAUCGAUUUCAUUCUCUGUCUCAGACAUAACUACGAACUCUUAUUACAGUUUUUCUCCAUCACUACUCUCUUAUUGCUGAUUGUAAACAGCAACUAAAUCAAUCACCCAUCUGUACAAAAUUGUCACAAAUACAAACUGCUUUGCCUGUUUGACUCGAA